CAAUCCAUUUAAUCGAUUAUUAUUUGUUUCCCGUCUCUUAAAAACGCACUGCCUUCGUCUUCGUCUCCAUUUUCUCUCAGAACUCAGCCUGGCGGCGAAACCCUAGCCUCUUCCCUUUCAAUUCCUUUUUCGAUUUUCCUCAACAAUUUCCUCACCAAAUUUCACCAAAGUUCAUCAAAUUCAAAGAGGGAAGAUGCCAAGAACCAAGAACAUUGCCUCGCGACAAGAAAUAGCGGCGGCGAAAGAAGGGGAACGUCCAUGGCGUAAAGAAGGGAGCAAAUACAUCCACAUUCAAACCGGGCUUGUCUUCAGAACGGGAGCUUCAGUCGAGAGGUUCCACAACAACUUUCUCACAAAGGAGAUCGUCUCACCGAAGAUUGUGGACAAGGACCUCUUCAAACCGGCGACCUAUGCCCCGAACUCGCUAUCUCUCGUCUCCUUUGUUGACGACAAAAACAUUGAAAUUGAUGGUGCUGGUUUGACCUCUCUUUUUGGCCUUCGCCGAGGUGAAAUUACCGAAAACUUGGAUGAAGCAUUCCAAGAUGAGGCAAUUUGGCGACAACUCGGGUUAGAUCAUCGUGACCUCAAGUUUAGAAAUUCUAGCAACCCGAGUGUCAUUAACCUCAAUUUGAUUCAACGCAUUCAACAAUACAUCUUCUCCUAUGGCGUUGUCAACAAGGACGAUAUUCGUUUGUUUCAUGUCCUGUUAAACAAUGUCAAAUUUGAUUGGGUUCACUUCUUUGUCGUUGCACUUAGUGAUGGUACUCGUUUUUCUCAUCUCCGUUUUGCCAUCCCGAUCAUGCAUAUCCUUGCUCAUAGCAAAGUGGAUUUUACUCGGGAAACUCAGGUGCCGGUGAAGAAGACUUGCAUCAUCACGGAAGCCAAGUUUACCCGAAAUGUCUACCGCGAGGAAACUGAGCAAAAUCUGGAACUGGUCAUUCUAGACGAAGAGGAGAGAGAGACAGAAGCUCAGUCAUCUCAGGCUGGAGGGAGUCGAACCACGCAGCGCGUGACUCACCAAUGCACGACUCGUCCAAGAGAAGAAGCACUAGAACCUUCUUGGGUGAAGAGGAUCUUUAAUACUCUCACGUGCAUCCGAGAUGACGUUCGCCAGCUCAACGAGAGGAUGACUCGUGUUGAGCAAUCCCGCUCCUACCGUGUCCCGCGUCACUGCUUUAGUGGAGGAGCUCGUCCGGCGAACUCUCUUUGAUUAUAUUACCUUCUGUCUUGACUUAUUAUGAUACAUUGUUAUUUGCUAUGGUUAUUGUUUUUAUAACUCUUUUGGUGGAUGAUGAUAUUGCUUUGGAUUAUGCUAGUUAUUAUUGAUAUUUGUUGGUUGGCUUGGCAAUAUGGUUCUCUUUUAGAACAUAUUAUCCCUUUGUGUUUUUCUUGUUAGAUGUUCUCUUUUUAAAGAAACUCUUGCAAAUUUU
Messenger RNA from Cuscuta campestris, 1430 nucleotides. The record is from the annotation of a GenBank genome assembly. NCBI's taxonomy places the organism in Eukaryota, Viridiplantae, Streptophyta, Magnoliopsida, Solanales, Convolvulaceae.